AUGUUUGAACUUCGAGAGUUUUCAAUCGCGAAUUUUUAUACCAAGAUGAAGUUCUUAAAUUUGUUGACUAUCUUUACUUUAUUUUUGGUUCAAAGUGAAUGUUCGAAGAUUCUUGUGACAUAUCCAUCGAUAAGUAAAUCGCAUAUUAUGCCAUUACAAUCAUUGGCUGUGGAAUUAGCAAGCAGAGGCCAUGACAUAACAUUUUUCAGUCCUUAUCCUCUCAAUAAACAAGUAAAAAAUAUUCGUGAUAUCAAAAUCCCAUUCGACGAAGCAGAUAAAGAGUUUUUGAAUGAAGUUACGGGAAAUCCCAAAGCUGCAAACAUUUUUAAUAUGAUUACGAAAAUGAAUUCUCUACUUUUUCGUACUUCAAAUGACACGCUGCAGAUGCCGGAGAUGAGAAAAUUGAUGAAGGAAGAGAAGUUUGAUCUCUUGAUUGUCGGUUAUGUCAUGAGUGAAUCUAUGUUUGGACUUGCUGAUCACUUUAAAUGUCCGAGUAUUCUCUUUAGUCCGGCAUCAACUUUUUCGCUAAUUAACCAAGCAGUUGGUAAUCCCUUGGCUGUUUCUGGUACACCGCAUAUGAUGAGUGCAGUUAAGAAAAUGGAUUUUGUUGGUCGUCUUAAAACAUUUCUAGUGACUGGAAUAGAAUUGGUUGUCACGAAAUAUUUCAAAUACAAAUCUAAACAAGUUUAUGAUUUUAAUUUCCCAGCUGAUCGCUAUCGUUCUCUUGAUGAAUCUUUAAAAAAUAUUUCCUUAGUUAUAUUAAACUACCACUUCAGUUCGGGAGUUGUUCGACCUUAUCUACCCAACAUGAUAGAAGCAGGUCCGCUUCAAGUCAAACCAAAACCUUCACCUUUGCCAAACGAUCUUAGGAACUUCCUUGAUGGAGCAAAAGACGGUGCAAUUCUUUUCAGCUUAGGAUCAAAUGCCAAAAGCACUUAUUUGCCCAAAAACGUGUUACAAACUUUACUUAAAGUUUUCUCACAAUUGAAGCAAAGAGUUGUGAUGAAAUGGGAAUCUGAGAGUUUAGAUGGAAAGCCUGAUAAUGUUUUUAUUAGUAAAUGGUUGCCACAAGAUGAUGUUCUCGCACAUCCAAAUACAAAAAUAUUUAUUUCCCAUUGUGGUCUUGGAGGAGUUAUCGAAGCGAAGUAUCAUGGCGUUCCCAUCAUUGGAUUGUCUCUAUUUGGAGACCAACAUGCAAAUGCUGAUAAUAUUGUUAAAGACGGAUGGGGAAUAAAACUUGACAUCAGCAACUUCCAAGAAAAAGAUUUUAAAAACUCUUUGAGUGAAAUUCUCAAUAAUCCAAAAUAUUCCCAGACUGUUAAAAGAUUGUCAAAACUUAUCCAAGAUCGUCCAAUGAAUGCUUUAGAGACUGCCACUUUCUGGGUUGAAUACGUUCUUAGACAUCAUGGAGCUCCACACAUGCAUUACCCUGGAGCUGAUCUUAACUUCUUCCAAUACAAUUCUUUUGAUGUCAUUCUAUUUCUUAUUGCUUUAGUUUACAUUUUCAUGAAAUUUGUGAAGUUUAUUUGUGUCAAAAUGUGUUGUGGUGGUAGCAGAAAGACAAAGAAACAAAAGAUAAAUUAACAGCAGAAAUCGGACUCAAGAUAAGUUAUUUUUUGAAAUGAAAAACUGUAAAAUGAUGUCAUGUAAAUAAAAUUAGAUAG
Messenger RNA from Clunio marinus, 1664 nucleotides. The record is from the annotation of a GenBank genome assembly. Lineage: Eukaryota; Metazoa; Arthropoda; Insecta; Diptera; Chironomidae.